This is a messenger RNA of Hirsutella rhossiliensis, 780 nucleotides long. RefSeq lists its product as uncharacterized. The record is from RefSeq and is a predicted model, not a curated record. Bases 1 to 780 code for a protein of 259 amino acids. Lineage: Eukaryota; Fungi; Ascomycota; Sordariomycetes; Hypocreales; Ophiocordycipitaceae. The transcript has a single exon.
AUGGCCGCCGCCAACAGCCAACAAGACUCGCCGCUGUCCAUCACGUCCAACGUCGUGGGCAUCCUGACCUUUGUCGUGGCCAUGGCCGCGGCCGCCUACGCGCGCGUCGCGUACCUGCGCAACAGCGACGACGAGUACUUUCGCGUCAAGGCGUCGCUGUCGUGGUACAAGACAGAGUCGGCGUGGCUUGCCGACCUGGUGGCGGCCCUCGACACGCAGCACCACCACAGCCAUGACGGUUUCGGGGACACGCCACCGCCGCCGCCGCCGCCGAUGCGGGUCCGCGGCAAGGAGCACCAAAUGUACGCUUUUGUCAUGGACGACCUGCUCAACCUGGAGCAGCGGCUGCUGGACCUGGUGACCGAGGUCGAGGCACGGGCGUCGGUGGGCCGCGUCGACGAAGCCGGCUUCGCGCUCGUGCCGCGGAGCUGGCAGGGCGGGAGGCCCUCGGUUGCCAUGGCGUGGCUGCCUGUGAGGACCAAGGCGCUUGAGCUGGUGCGGCAGAGGGAGGCGUUGACAGCCAGGGUGCAGUUUCUGCACAUGAGCAUGAUUUCGUCGCGGCUGCGGGACCUGGAGGCCAAGGCGCAAUGGGGCGGUGAAUCGGCAAGCGAGAGGGGCUCGUCAUCAAAGGCGCAUGGAGUCGUGGACAGCCAGAGGGACGAGAUUCGCCGGCUCGAGGUGCUGGUGCAGCGGAUGGCAGCUCAAGAAGCGACGGGCUGCGAAAGCUACGACAGGCUCAAUGGUGAUCCGGCGGAGAGAUUUGUGGUGGAGAAGGCCUGA